AUGGGAGCCUGCCUGGCUCUGCUGACUGUGUUCUUUGCUUCAGGGCUGAACAUUGCAGACCACGUGGCCUUCAUCAUCACUGUGCCCACAGCACUGGCUAUAUUCCUGGCUGUGUUUGUUCUUGUCUGCGUCGAGUCCAUCUUCAAGAAGCUUUUGCGUGUUUUCUCCUUGGUCAUCUGGGCCUGCUUGGUUGCGAUGGGCUACCUUUUUAUGUUUACUGGAGGUAUCGUCUCUCCUUGGGAUCAGGUUUCUUUCUUCCUGUUUAUUGUGUUCGUUGUUUACACCAUGUUGCCGUUCUCCAUGCGUGAAGCCAUCAUUGCCAGCGUUCUGACUUCUGCGUCUCACACCGUUGUGUUGAGUGUCUGCUUGUCCACAGCAGCUGAUCACCUGGAGGCAGUCGUGUGGCAGAUUUUGGCCAACGUCAUCAUUUUUGUGUGUGGCAACAUGGCUGGGGCGUACCAUAAACACCUCAUGGAGCUGGCUCUAAAACAGACCUACCAGGACACCUGCAACUGCAUCAAGUCUCCAAUUAAACUGGAAUUUGAGAAGAGACAACAGGAGCGUCUUCUGUUGUCUUUGCUGCCGGCUCACAUCGCCCGUGUCAUGAAAGCAGAGAUCAUUCAAAGACUUAAAGGACCAAACUUUGGCCAGAUUGAGAACACAAACAACUUUCACAACCUCUAUGUCCAAAGACACACUAAUGUCAGUAUACUUUAUGCAGAUAUAGUUGGAUUCACGCGGCUUGCCAGUGACUGUUCACCUGGAGAACUGGUGUACAUGCUGAAUGAACUGUUCGGUAAAUUUGAUCAGAUUGCCAAGGAGAAUGAAUGUAUGCGGAUCAAAAUCCUGGGUGACUGUUAUUACUGUGUGUCUGGCCUCCCCGAGUCACUGCCGAACCACGCUAAAAACUGUGUCAAAAUGGGCCUGGACAUGUGUGAGGCCAUCAAGAAAGUACGAGAUGCUACAGGGGUGGACAUUAACAUGCGUGUUGGUGUACAUUCUGGGAAUGUCUUGUGCGGUGUUAUUGGACUUCAGAAAUGGCAGUAUGAUGUUUGGUCACAUGACGUCACAUUGGCUAACCAUAUGGAGGCAGGAGGUGUACCGGGGCGAGUGCACAUCACAUCAGUGACCCUGGAGCACCUGAAUGGUGCCUACAAGGUGGAGCAUGGGGAUGGACAAGAACGAGAUCCUUACCUAAAGGAGCAUGGCGUCAUCACCUACCUGGUUAUCAACCCAAAGGUCGAGCAUCGGAGCCCACAGCAUCAUUACAGACCCAGACACGCACUGUAUGGAGCAAAGAUGAGAGCCUCCGUCAGGAUGACCCGCUACCUGGAGUCAUGGGGAGCAGCCAAGCCCUUUGCCAACCUGCACCACAGGGACAGCAUGACUAACGAGAAUGGCAAGAUCAGCACAGCUGAUGUGCCAUUGGGACAGUAUCACUUCCAGAGAAGAUCAGAAAGGACGAAGUCUCAGAAGAAACGGUUUGAAGAGGAAUUCAAUGAAAGGAUCAUCAGAACAUUUGAUGGAAUAAAUUCACAGAAACAGUGGCUCAAGUCUGAGGAUAUUCAAAGAAUAUCACUAUUUUUUCACAACAAAUCUCUAGAGAAAGAGUACCGAGCAACAACCUUGCCAGCCUUCAAAUACUACGUCACCUGCGCCUGUUCAAUAUUUGUCUGCAUUUUCAUUGUGCAGAUUCUGGUCCUGCCAAAGCCAGGAGUUCUCAAGGAUCUGAAAACCAUGGGCUCCAUCUCUCUCUUUAUCUUUUUCAUCACUCUGCUCGUGCUUGCCAGACAGAAUGAAUAUUACUGUAGGUUAGACUUUCUCUGGAAGAACAAGUUCAAGAAGGAGUGUGAGGAGAUUGAAACCAUGGAAAAUCUCAACCGGGUUUUACUGGAAAACGUCCUUCCUGCACAUGUCGCAGAACACUUCUUGGCUCGCAACUGGAAGAACGAGUUGAAGCAAACAUGA
This is a messenger RNA of Nematolebias whitei (Rio pearlfish), 1968 nucleotides long. RefSeq names its product adenylate cyclase 2a (gene adcy2a). Gene Ontology annotation, molecular function: adenylate cyclase activity. The record is from RefSeq and is a predicted model, not a curated record. The coding region runs from base 1 to 1968 and encodes 655 amino acids. The transcript has 17 exons. Lineage: Eukaryota; Metazoa; Chordata; Actinopteri; Cyprinodontiformes; Rivulidae. Gene Ontology annotation, cellular component: plasma membrane. Gene Ontology annotation, biological process: intracellular signal transduction; adenylate cyclase-inhibiting G protein-coupled receptor signaling pathway; adenylate cyclase-activating G protein-coupled receptor signaling pathway.